GACCACGUGUCUCUCUCCGGCCUCCCAGCGGACCAUGUGGAGCAGCAAGAUGGCGGUGCGGUGGAGGGGGAAUGUCGAGGAUUUAAAUGCCGGGAACAGCGACUUUCUGACCAGCAACAACCCCAAUGAGUUGCUCUUGAGUAGACGUGACAUGGAAGCCGUGGAGAUGGACGCUCAGUCCUGCGUGGAUCACUCAAUCCUGGCAAUUUUUGAAGACUCCACUGUCGCAUCAGAGGAUAAGAGUGGAGCGGAGGAGGAGAGAGAGACCCUGCUGUCGGCCCUGAGCGAGAUGUUGGACAGUGUGGAGGAUGACGAUGUAACUCUGUCUCCCUUCGACACCCUGCCAGACACCAAGCUCCUCACCCACCCAGAGCGCAGGGAGAACUCACUGGAUCUUUCACUAUAUGAAAGGCUGAGGCCAAGAUCCAAAUCACGAAAUGGAACACUCUCGAUAAAGAUUGAUGGAGACAAAGAAGCGGAAAGCAAAUUGGAGAGAACCAACCCUUCACAUCUGUUCAAAAAACAAAAAUGUAUCCACUCCCAAAAUAUAAAAGCAGAGAAUGAAGUGGAGAUCUUCACCUCCACUUCUCUGGUCAACCUGGUGAAGCUCAUGCACCCCUACUGCCUGAAGCUGCAUGUGGAGGAGGAGGAGGCGGAUAAACUGAAGGAGCACACAUUGUUCUCUCAGGAAGAGGUGUGGAAGUACGAGAGACCCAGUGAGGACAGCGACGAAGAGAUCAAUGUUGUUUCUGAUGACGAGGUGGGAGAAGUAAAUAGGGAAGAAGAAAAGAGAGAUAAUGACAGCGUCUUAAAGAGCGCGUUGCUGAAUGUACUAUCAUCCAGAACUCCCCCAUCCAGAGAGAAGAAAAAGGUGAGCUUUGGCCCCGUUCAGGUGGUUUCACUCGAUGAAUCGGCAGAAGAAGAAUUAAACGAGUCAAAUCUAAUGAGUCAAAGUGUGUCUGUUCCACUGAACGUCACCAAAGCAAUUGAAAACUCAGCGGGCUCCCCACUUGAACCCCAAACAUCGUCCUCAGAAAUGAACAGCAACACGGCUGAGGUUUCUCUACUUAAAGCUGAGACAAAGGCCAAAUCGCUCAGCCUCCAAGAGUACAGACAGCUGCGCAAGAGGAGGCAGCCCCUGGUGGAGAAACAGGGGAACAACAUCACCAAGUGGCCCUGCGUUUCUGAGCCCCCCACAGAGCUGACCCCCAUCUGUUUACAUGGACAAAACAGCUGCUGUCCAAAGGCAGCGCACCAUAAUCCAGACAGUAGGAGAACUUCUGCCGAUCAUAAAUCUCAAACUCAGCCCAGGCCUCACCCCUCCACUCAAGCACGUCACAGCGGGUUAAAGCGACCAAGAACUGAAUCCAAAAUCCUCUCACCCACCAGUCUGCAGGCAAACGUCACAGUUAAUCAGAAUGUUUCAGAGAGCAAAAAAAGUCCAAUAAAAAAGCCUCUCAAUAUUGAUCCCCCAAACCCCGUCUUUCUCCAUUUGCCAACGAGCCAGACAACACUGCCCACUACUGACCACUCCUCAUCAGAGUCCAAAGUGGAGUUCUGCAGUAGAGACUCUGACAGCAUCAAGCACUUACAUCAAAUUCAAACUGAAUCCUCAGGCACAUCAACUCAAAGACAGCCAUCCACCUCCGGCACGAGUCCUGAGGUGUUGUUAGUGAACCAGGGCUACUCCACCCUUUUACAGGAAAUUAAAAACAAGCUCACAGAGAUAGCCUCAGGUGUCACCUCCAGACCUCAAGCACUGUGCCCAACCUCAACACAAACCAAAUGUUCCUCAGAGCUCAAAACCCUGCAGCCUCAGAGAAGCAGUCCAAACCAGACGAUAGGAGUCAAGCUGCAACCAAAGAAUCCUCCGUCACCAGGUCCGGAUACAGUGAGGGAAAUGAAGCGUCCUUCCCUCACAGCACCGCCUAUUCCCCUAGAUGCUCCCACACCAGUGAAGGAGACGUUAUCAGAGGUUCCCCCCAGUGUAUCCGCCUUAGAGAAACCAGCCGACUCAGGAAUCGAAGCGCCCGAUCUCACCAGCCUACUGGAACAGUUUGAGGAAACACAAGCUCAAGGGUUGAGGGUUGGAGAGAAAGAGCUCAAACUUGCUACCUCAUCUUCAAACGUACUGACAGACGGACACUUGGACAGAACUCAGCCUGCAGUGGAAGCACUUGUACCAAAUCCAAAAACCCUCAGGGACUCCCCAUACCUUCAAACGUCACCUGACAUCCCAGAGCCCCUCGGCACUGAAAUCAUCCUCAGCACUCAACAACAUCAGCCAGCAAGGCGCAAAAAUCCUCUGUCCAAGGCCAUUCAGAUUAUCGACCCCCGUCCUCUGCCGUUCAAGAGGACACACACGAACCUCCCAGAGCUCCCUGCUGCUCGUCCCUCUCCUCCCAUGUACUCGGCUGUGUUCAUCGAUCACGAUUACUGCGGGUCAACGACAAGUGCCGCUCAGCACUGCAGAACAUCUAAACCCAAGGAUGAGCCGAAAAUAACUGAUGAAUUACAGAGGAAUACCAGUGACUCGAUCGCUGCUGCUGAAUGCAAACAACAGACCUCCACCUGUGACGUUAACCCCCCCAUCAGGGCUGCGGAUGACUCCGCAAAGACGAGUCGGUCCACAGACAAAGUUGUUAAAAGAAUCGCUGCCACCGAGCAAGAUUGUAGUCUUGAGACACCCCUGUGCACUCUGCCCACACCUCCACCCAGCCCUCCUUCCAGAGGCAGGGAGAGGAGGAGAUAUCGAGGGAGAGCCCCUUGUUCGGACUCCAGCUCUGCUUCCUCUUCCUCAUCGUCGUCGUCGUCCUCAUCCAGCGCUGCAUCUCCCUCUCCAAAAAGACUAAAGCGUCGUCACAAGCGUUCAGAGAGCAGUUCAUGUUCAUCCUCAUCACGCUCCGUUUCCCGCUCCCCACCUCGGCGCUACAGGUUGUCGUACUCAAGGAUGUCGAAGUGUAGCAGGUCCAGAUCCAGAUCUUGGUCCCAGUCCAGGUCCCCAUCCAGAUCACCAUCACAGCGGGUUUACCGUCGGAAGCUUAGAGAUGUUUACAGCAGCAGAGAGUCCAGGAAGCUCCGAAGAGAGCACGAGAUCAGGAUGCAGAAACUUAAAGCCAUAGAUGAGCGCAGGGUGGUGUAUGUCGGCCGCAUCUGCAGGACUAUGACACACGAGGAGCUGAGGGAACGCUUCUGUCAGUUCGGAGAAGUAGAGUGUGUGUCCCUUCACUUUAGAGAUAGAGGUGACCACUACGCCUUUGUCACUUUCUACAACAUGGACGAUGCUUUCGCAGCCAUCGAUAAUGGCGGAAAACUACGGAGACCCAAUGAGCUGCCUUUUGACAUCUGCUUUGGUGGAAGAAGACAGUUCUGUAACUCUCAGUACGCCGACCUAGGUGAGACUAAAACCCACAGUCAAAGUCAGGUGCAGAGUGCACUGCUAUAUUGAAGGCUUCUCCUCAUUGAGCUUUAUGUGCAAUGAAAGUGUCAGCGUGCCAGGUCAAACCCCUUCACUGUUACAGGCUUUGUACGUUAACUACUUCGUCAUACCUCCCUGACAUU
This is a messenger RNA of Notothenia coriiceps (black rockcod), 3561 nucleotides long. Its product is annotated as peroxisome proliferator-activated receptor gamma coactivator-related protein 1-like. Gene Ontology annotation, biological process: positive regulation of transcription by RNA polymerase II. NCBI's taxonomy places the organism in Eukaryota, Metazoa, Chordata, Actinopteri, Perciformes, Nototheniidae. The coding region runs from base 35 to 3448 and encodes 1137 amino acids. The transcript has 10 exons. Gene Ontology annotation, molecular function: transcription factor binding; RNA binding. Gene Ontology annotation, cellular component: nucleus. The record is from RefSeq and is a predicted model, not a curated record.